This is a messenger RNA of Aspergillus versicolor CBS 583.65, 2000 nucleotides long. RefSeq lists its product as uncharacterized. Lineage: Eukaryota; Fungi; Ascomycota; Eurotiomycetes; Eurotiales; Aspergillaceae. The record is from RefSeq and is a predicted model, not a curated record. The coding region runs from base 80 to 1639 and encodes 519 amino acids. The transcript has a single exon.
GGACCGACCACCGUGAAGAGAUACUUAAAGACUCUAAAUCCCAGUAAAUGCCCAUCCCAAUUCACAAGAAAAAGACAAAAUGGCACACACCCUCAACUUCACCUGGACAUCAACCUUCCCUGGCCGCUGGGAACGAGACAUCGAUGAAGCCGAGCAAUUUUAUACCUCCCUAGCCAAAGCCUACGAAGGGACAGGCCGGACUUUCUUCGCCAUGACGGGCUUCAUCUCACUAUCUAUUCCCAUCCACGCAUCCACACCCAGAGACACAGCAGAGAAGAACCUCGAAUCAGCCCUUCAAAAAGCCUGGACGCAGCUGCGCUACGACCACCCCACAAUUGCCUCUCGUGUAGUGCACGACGAGCACCAGGGGAAAUGCAAAAAGGUCUACGAGACUUUCUCUCCAUCGUAUACACUCCAAGACUGGCUAGACGAGACAUUCGUUAUCGUUGAUGGCGGGAUUUCAGGGCUGGAAUGGUGUAACUCAGACCCUCCUGUUCCGGCCUUUCCAACACUAUUCUUCAUCAGAACUGGCCUUCCGGAUGGGAAGAUUGGGGGAGAUCUAGUCCUUCGCUCCCACCACGACAUCAUCGAUGGAAUGGGCACACUGCUCCUCUUCCAUAACCUCUUAGCCCAUGCAGCCCAAGCAUACCAAGACCAGGACACACCUGGAUCUCGAUACAAGCCUCCCCAGUUCGGCAACGAACAUAAAAACCUAAGUCCGCCCCUCCGCACCGCAGCCCAAAUCCCGCCAUCGCCAGAUCCAGCACAUAAGCAAAGGCUGGCCGACGUCCAGUCAUACAACACCAGUCUCCAGCAGCAAAACAUCGAACUCGCCAGUGUUCCAUUCAAAAGGCAAAAUCAUGGCCCGGGAAAGCACCAGCGCGUCGCAAUCACACUGUCACAGGAACAAUCGACACAGGUCCUCGCCGCCUGUCGCGGGUUAGGGCUCAGUAUUACACACGCAUACCACGCUUCUAUCCCACUCGUUGUGCGGGAUAUGCAGGAGAAAAGUGACAAGGAGCGCCAAGUGCGGUAUCUCAACUAUAGUCUUAUCAAUGAGCGGGGGAGCUGCGUUGAGCCGUAUAGCACUUCAUCUCAUCCGGCUUCGGUAUAUCAUUCUGUCUCGGGGAAGGGGUUGGCUGUGGAUUUAACUGUCCCAGCAGUAGGAGCAAGGACUGCCAUGGAUGAUUCUGAUUCUAAUUCUAAUUCCAACGGCAGAGAGAGGAAAGAGUACACAGAUGUCGCUUCUAUAAUCCGGACCUUCUACCUCGAUAUCCGCGAUGAUAAGGAUCAUAUCUUCCUCGUCCCGUCAUAUUGGAAAAUGGGAACGAUUCCGUACCCGGAUGAUGGGAAGACUCAGUCUGUCCCGGCCCGGAAUGAGACACCCUCUGUGUCUAUAUCCAGUCUUGGUGUUCUUGACAAGGUGAUUAGGCACAGGUAUGGGGAGCUUGAAGUUGAGGAUCCGUGGGUUACGGGUGAGGAAUUGGGGACUGGGCUGGGUCUAUUCUUGGGGACCUGGAAGGGCAGGGUCACUCUUAGUGCGGCGUAUAAUGAUGUCUGGCAUGGUAAAGAGGAUGUGUUGGGGUUUCUUAAUAGAUGUAAUGAGGUUACUCUUCGCGGGUUGGGUUUGAUCAAUUGAUUAGUACGCCCAGAUUAAUUCCAUCAUAGCCAUAUCCCCCUCAAUUCAAGCAUCAUAAAAGUAAGUACAUGAGUAAAUGGCUACCACUUCUCAGGCCCAAACUUCACACCCGUAACUUGCACCGCCGUGCCCGCAGCGUCCAUGGUAUCAGCGGCGAUGUUGGUCCCCCACCAACUGGGAAAUUCCGUUUUGGUCAGGUUGAGCGUGAGGAAAAUGAGGAUCGUGCACAGUGCCAAUCCAACGUCUAGCCCUGCCGAUAAAACAUAGUUGUACUGCAUCCACCACCCCCGCCAGCGGUCGCGAAUAUACUUGUUGAAAAUGAACCCUACAAUGCCCCAAGAAAGGUAGUUCAGUGGGGUAG